UCUUUGACUCUUUGACUCUUUAACAUCCAAUUUCUCUCUCGCCUUCAUCUUAAUUUCCCUCGCUACAAUUACACACAUAAAGUAUGUCUGGAGUUGAUACACCACGCAUUAUCCUCGGCACCAUGACCUUCGGAUUAGAGGGAUCUGAUGCGGCUGCUACGACCGUUCGUGUGCGCGGUAGUGAGAACAUCAAAGCCUAUUUGGAUGAGUUCCAUGCUCACGGUCAUGUAGAGCUUGAUACCGCCAGGGUUUAUUGUGGAGGUGACACUGAGAUUGCUUUGGGUCAGUUGCCGACAGAACCUUUCAAAAUUGCGACCAAAGUUUGGCCCACAGUCCCCAAAGCGCAUGCUUUAGAGCAUCUGAGGAGGACGCUCCAAGAGUCAUUGACGGCGUUGAAGCUCAAGAAAAUUGACAUUUUUUAUUUGCACGCGCCUGACUAUACGACUUCAUUUGAGGAAACUGUCAAAGCUGUGGAUGAGCUCUACCGCGAAGGGCUUUUUGAACGGUUUGGAUUGUCCAACUUUGCAGCGUGGCAAGUGGCAUUGAUCCAUCAGCUUUGUAAGCAACAUGGAUAUGUUCUCCCAGUCGUUUAUCAAGGAAUGUACAAUGCGAUCACAAGAGAUGUUGUCAGAGAACUCUUCCCUUGUCUCAAGGCUCUCAACAUCGCGUUCUACGCUUAUAACCCAAUCGCUGGAGGCCUUCUUUCGGGUAGAUAUAAUUUUGAUAGCAAUGAUGCUCAGGAUGGUGGACGCUUUGCUACGAAGACCGAAGUCGGAAAAAUCUAUCGUGAACGUUACUGGAAUAACUUGUUCUUUGAGGCUGUCAAGAAAGUGGAAAAGGCAGCCAAGGAUAACAAUCUGACCUUGAUUGAGACUGCUUUACGUUGGAUGUCGCAUCACUCCGAUCUGGGUCCACAGGAUGGUAUUAUUAUUGGUGCAUCUUCAAUGCAGCACCUGAAGGACAAUUUGCGGGAUUUAGAGAAAGGUCCCUUGCCACAACAUGUUGUUGAGGCAUUGGAUGAAGCCUGGGAGCAUGUCAGAGUUGCAUGUCCCUCAUACUUCAAGACUGCAGCAGCUGCUCAAACCGUAUCUAAUGUUUUUAGGAAGUUAUAGAAGUAGAACCCAGUCAUAUCCUAAAAAAAAUUCCUUCUUCAUUCUCAUUGAUUUCAUCUCUUCUGAAUGACAUUAAUGACAUUAUAUUUGUAGAUUCAAAACUAAUAAACCAAAUGAACACAAUGAACCAGAAAUGAAC
Lobosporangium transversale is the source of this 1251-nucleotide messenger RNA. RefSeq names its product Aldo/keto reductase. The transcript has 8 exons. The record is from RefSeq and is a predicted model, not a curated record. Gene Ontology annotation, molecular function: oxidoreductase activity. NCBI's taxonomy places the organism in Eukaryota, Fungi, Mortierellomycota, Mortierellomycetes, Mortierellales, Mortierellaceae. The coding region runs from base 84 to 1112 and encodes 342 amino acids.